Benincasa hispida (wax gourd) is the source of this 959-nucleotide messenger RNA. Lineage: Eukaryota; Viridiplantae; Streptophyta; Magnoliopsida; Cucurbitales; Cucurbitaceae. The record is from RefSeq and is a predicted model, not a curated record.
AUGUGUAUUAAUAGACGUGUGGUCUGCAUAAAGUUCAAGUUGACAUCUGCAAUAUUGAUCGAAGGUGUUGGAGAAGUUCCGACCCAUUACUAUCUUCAACCAUGUGAUGCCUCGCGGCCUCUUCGAUAAAGAUGAAGGAGCGUAUUGAAGAAAAUCGUGUUGGAACGUCUCGUUCAAAUAGUAUAAUUGAUGAUGCAAUUAGUAGAGUUUUCGGUACCAAUCAUGACCAUGUACGAGGAUUAGGAUUCGGUGUAACUUUGUCGAAGUUGUCUACAUCAACUCAAAAAGAUGAAACUAUUGCAUCUCUUGAAAGAAAAUGUAACAACCUAACAACAGAUGUAGAUGAACUGAAAUACAUGAUAGCUUCCUUAAUAAGGGACAAGGAAAGAAUGAAGGAACGAGAUUCUAAUAAUCUUGUUAGAGAAUCAAGAUUAGCAAAUAAUCCAGUUCCAGUCCUAAAUUCCCCAUAGGUAAAUCCUAUUUACUACACGACCAUAUACCUUCUUCUAAACGAUCAAGCAUUGUCUAUAUGAUAGACUCUGCCCUUCUCCCACUAGCUUGGUCGUUGUAUACGAUCUUCUUUUCUCCUUCCCUCUACAAAAUUCCAGUAGAGCCCAUUCUUUGGAUUCUCACAUUGAGAAUACCAAGGGUUCUAAGUGGUGGUGUCAUCCCCAUUGUUGCAAUGUUCGUGUGGAGGCCGUUCGUGAGUAGACGACGGGAGUUUCGGUGAACGAUUGCUUGGACGUUCCAGUGAGAGUGAGAGGAUUCAUUCCUUGGAGAGAGCGAGAUUUCGAUGAAAAAAGUUCUUCAACUGAGGAGCAUCUUCCUAUUCCAACUCCAAAUGCCGUUUGGAAUGUUCGGGAGGCGUACGAGUGAUGGACACAUGCGAACGAGAAGGAUAACUGUGUCUGGCUUUGUAUGUUAGUUCUUUCUAUCACAACUUUUAAGUCAGAUAUAGA